GCUUCCUUUUUUCCCCGCACCAGUGCGCCCCAGUAGCAGUAGUGGGGUGACUCAAGAUCAUAGCGUGCCAACAUCGCGCGUGCUCCGGGCGUUCCUUUCGCGGAACAGAGAGGAGAUCGCGGCUCGCACCGAUCACCAGCUCCCUUGGCCACACGCCCACACGACCUAGGACAAUGCAGCGAUCGGAUAGAGGGCGGCACAUGUAGAAGAAGAAGCAUUUCAAACAUGGACAAGCCUGCUUCCACUUCCGUCGCGUCUUCGACGACUCGUCGGUCGUUGGGCGAGAAACUGAUGGGGACCCCUUCAAAGCAGCAAUACCGCUCAGGGCCAGGCGAGGACCAGACGAUCGACGAAAGUGAGCGCGAGCGAUGGCUCAUCACUGUAUAUGUCCGAAUUGUGCCCAAGGACGUCUGGAUCAGGACCAAAAUCGAUGUGAGGAGCAGCAUGGGAGCCGUCAAGGACAAGAUCUUGGCAAAGGUCAAGUUGCCUUCGUAUGACCCGACACUCAAUCAUAGCUUCUACGAAAACGUGAAUGCCUCAAGGGCGGGCUCGAUGCCCAAGGCCUUUGUUGCGCGAUCGCCGACCCAGACACUUACGAACACGUCCUCAACUCACCUCUCCGCGCCAGAUCUACUGGGCGACAAUUGGGCUUCCCCGAGCAAGCCGGGCAAGGGCAAAGUCAAGGACAGGUACGCCACGGCGACGGAUCUCUUGGGCGGCGAUCCUGGCAGAGGUGGGCGAGGCAGAUUUGGUAUUGUGACGCUGGCAGGCCAAGGGCAUCUUGAGAGCAUGCCAUCGUCGCCCUCCUUUGGGGUGAAGUCCGUCACCCCUGCGAGUUCAUCGUCUUCUACUCAUGCGGCGACACCCAAGAAUACGCCCUUGUCCCACAGAGUAGCUCGGACACGAACGGGCAUGUCCUCGCUCAAUGCAAUCAUCGAUGGCGGCGGCAGCAGCAACCUCAACGGUCGUGCCAUCUCUACCGAGGCAAAAGCGUCGAGCGCAGACCAUGGCAGAAGCACAAUGCCUCUUUCUGAUGCUCAAAUGCCGCCGCAAGCAGAUGCUCCAAAACUUGCUCUCCAGGAUGGGGGGCGUAACGAAAAUACGGAGGCGGAGGAGACAUCCUACCUGGAUUACUUUGAUGAAAGAGACGUACUAAAGGGCAACCAGGAGGCAUUGCGAAAGGAGCAGGAAGCCAUGGCAGUUCUCAGUCCCACGCUCAGCGCGACGAACUCUUCGUCUUCGGCAGGCGAUGUGCCUCUCUUCCGUGCCAUCAGCUCCUGGUCCGAUACCAACGUGAACCGGCCAGCUAGAGAGCCAAGGGACAGUCUCGAUAGCGAACAUCACUUGGACGCACCGCUAUUUACUGUGCGGCCUCAGACUCCCACAGACGCGGUUGGCGCAAACCAGGCCAACCUCUCCGUCGAGAGCUUGAUCUCUGAAGAGAAAGAUCCUAGCGGGCGUCUGAACGCUCCGUCUCGCGCAUCGGAAAGGGAACGGUCUGGUACCGUCACGGCGGCAGACGUGGCCAUGCAGCGGCAGCUUUCUGACUCACUGGCCACGCCCAAACUCAGCAACCACGUUGCUUCAAGUCCUUCCAAGAUCAAUUCUACUCCGAGCAGCAUGAGGCAAAUAACACGGCUGGCCGGCGUCAAUCUCGACGAAAUCUCCAAGGCUAAUGAUAAGCUACAGCAUCCCAUGUCCGGCCACUUUUGCCUCUACUCUUACUCGAGCGGUCAGCUGCUCAAGGACCACCUCACCGUGGCCAGCUACCGAAUCCGGCCAUUUGAGCUGCUGGAGGUACAGCUGGCCACUCCUCAGGAUCGCAUCUACCUCCCUCGAUCGAGGUCCCGAGUUCCGCCUCGACAGCCAUUGCCAAAUCCGACGACGAACCUCCGUUACCUCGAACCCUUUUGCGAGGGCUAUUGCUACGUAUUCAAGCCUGGAAGUGGGUCCAACAAGGCCAUCAAGGCCGGCCUAGGCGUGUGGAAGCUGCGAUGGAUGUCGAUUCGAGGACGUCAGCUCUACAUGCAUCGCAGCAAACCGCUUCGUCCGGUGGACGGCGAACCGACUGCCGAGCUCGACUCUUGGCCAUUGUCGAGCGCCAGAUGGGUGGCUUCGGAGCGUGCAGACGGCGUGACGCUGCCCAGGCUGAAAUUGCAGUCUAGUCCAGACAUUAUCACCAUCGCCUUUGGCUCAUCGCAAAACGAUGAUCCUUACUCGGUUGCGCAGACAUUGUCGAUGCGCUGCAUCACCCAUCUCGACUUCAGCGCCUUCUUCCACGCUCUAGCAAGGAGCUACCUCUUGUACGCAUACAGCCAUCGAGGGGAGGUCGAGAGCACGGCCCUAGUCGCAGAGUGGAGAAGGCGGGCUCUGGCCAGAGCUACGAUUGCGGGGCAGGGUGGCACGGUUCUGCCCGGUAGAGCAGGUCGCCGUGGUGGGCGCAAUGCACUGUCAAGGCCUCGAUUGCGUCCUCCAGGCGUCAAGCGCGACUUCGACAAUGCCGAUAGAUGGAGCAGCGCGAGUGAAGACGAGUCAAUCCAGACCCGCGAAGGCUUCAGAGGGUUCAGCUAUGGUCUCAUGAAGAAGGUUGAGCCUAGGCAACGACAAAGGCCGGUCACACUGCCGGGCGAGGGAAUUGAGGUGGGCGGACUGCGACGGCGUUCGCCGACGCAGGCUCAGCCUCAAAGAUGGGACCAGACGUCUUCGGCCCCCGCGACAGAGGGUCGAGAUGGCCGGGAGAAAUUGUCGAUGAGGUCCCGCGGCUUGUCUUUUGCUCAGGCAGCUCGAGAUGCCUUUAUUCCGGACAGCCGCAAAAAGGCAGCAGCGCCAGAAACGCCCACGACAAGGCAAUGGCGAAACUCUGGCACCGUCAUUGGCUCGCCCACCAAUUCGGAACGUGAUUCCGCCACUACCUCGCUGAAUACGCCAGCAACGCGCAGCGAAAGGGCCGAGAAGAGCGAAGCAUCGAGCAGCAGCCACGGACGCUCGAGGGCACACACGGUAGGUGUCGCCUCGCGUGGGCUAGGCGAACAACACCUCGAAGCAGCGAGCUCCUUUAGUGCCCUGUCCUCCAAGGCCAGCGUUCCUUCCUUUGCGGCCUCCAAUUCCAGCGCUCGUACCACCACCAAUCCCUCCUUUUCCACUUCAACGAGGGCCGCCUUGCUCCGAAGCCUCCGACCAGGCAGCAAGGCUGGUCCGAGAUAAGUCCGUGUAUCGACAAUCAUCCGUACUGUUGCCCUCUGCAAUCUGUUUCUUUAAUGAAUACCAUCUCAACU
This is a messenger RNA of Acaromyces ingoldii, 3275 nucleotides long. RefSeq lists its product as hypothetical. The transcript is spliced from 2 exons. The record is from RefSeq and is a predicted model, not a curated record. Bases 226 to 3204 code for a protein of 992 amino acids. NCBI's taxonomy places the organism in Eukaryota, Fungi, Basidiomycota, Exobasidiomycetes, Exobasidiales, Cryptobasidiaceae.